Messenger RNA from Phyllotreta striolata, 2163 nucleotides. Lineage: Eukaryota; Metazoa; Arthropoda; Insecta; Coleoptera; Chrysomelidae. The record is from the annotation of a GenBank genome assembly.
CUGAUUUUGCAUGUCAAAUUUUUAACAAUAAUAAACAAAACAUUAGUUAGGCUUUAGUUUUAGUAGUUUAGCUUGUUUCAAUUUGUUAUGUAUUUUAAAUGAUCUAAUUGAUAAAAUGUCAUUUCUUAAAGAGUUGUGGAAUAGAUACAUGACUACUAACGCCCAAUACAUGUCUUCAUCAGAUGUAUCUGAUUCCGAAUCAGAAGAAACAAGUUGCAAUCGAAAUGAUACAAAUACUAUUAGUGAUACGAAUGAUAAUACUCCAGUUACCCAGCCUGUGCCUAUAAUUCAAGGAGACGAAGAAACUGACGCUGCUGUAAGAAUCCCGAUUAGUCUUCCAUCAGCCCAAUCGGUAUUAACUUUAGAAAAAUUGUACGAAAUCGAAAGCGAAUUGGAUGAUCUAGAAAUCGUUUCUUUGUUGUUUCUGUUAUCCGAUGAGGAAGACGUUCAUUGGUGCAUUCAGCAAUUGAUGCUAAUGGAAAAAGGCGGCAGUAAAAAGAUUUUAUCGAAAUGGGUGACCAAUAAAUUCGGUAGAGGUGAAAAUUGGCAAAACAAAAUGGUAGAAGCUUUAUGUGUUAUUAAAAAUUAUUACGUGCUGAAUGGACUAGGAUUUGAAAAACGACAUGUAAUCGAUCACUUUUUACCUAAACACGUUCAUUCGAUACACAUAAACCAAUUAAGGAAGUGCUGUUAUUUGAUAUGUGACAAUUUAGAUUCAAACGAUACUAAGAGAUUUUUGGAGAAUCUGAACGAUAGCUUUAAGAGGAGAAGGAUCGCAUUUGAAGAGAUUGAAAGUGGUUUUCUUGAAAUUCAUUUUUUAAAUUGGGAACGGAGGGGAAUUUUAGACAUGCAAGAAGUUAGGUCUAUUUUAAAACUGAUGUCAGAAGAGCGUCUUUAUAAUUUAGUAGAUGUGCUAUUGAGACCUCUUGAAAAUAGUACACCUAGUAUGGCGACCAUCGAAGAUAGAAGUCUUGCAAAUUCCUCAAUCGAAAAUUCCUCUUCUCACAGUAGAGAAAUGAGUUUUGAAAUUCCAAAUAAUUCAGAAUCCCUGAUUCACGCAAUGGGAGCUACUGCUUUGAACAGAUCAAGAAAACCUUCAUCUUGUACCAGUGUUGAUAAUUAUAACAUUAGGAGCGAGGGAAAUGAUAAAAAAAUCGUAGAAAAUGAAAGUAGCGUAAAGAAAAAAUGUUAUAUUAAAGAAGAAAUUGACGAUAAUGACGUAUAUCCAGUCGAUCCACAAAAUCCCGGCGUUGUGCUGAUCAUAAACCAAGAAUUUUUUUACAGAGACAUUGAUCCUCUGUAUAAGAACUUGUUGCCACCUGAUAUACAAGGUAAUUUGGCCGAGAGAUUAGGCAGUUCCAUGGAUAAAGAUAGAUUGGAAGAGGUCUUCAAGAAAUUCGGUUUUCGCGUUGAAACCCUCGAAAAUCUGACGCAUUUAGAAUUGAUUAAAGAAAUCAAGAGAGUCACUAAAAGCAUCACAAAAGAAUCCAGUUUGAUUAUUUGUAUAAUGUCGCACGGUGAUAAAGGUACCGUCUACGGUAGCAAUUCGUGCCGCGUUAAAGUUAGCGAAAUACAAGAGAUAAUGGAUUGUUAUAACAAAAAAAAUUUGAAGGGAAAACCAAAAAUACUCAUUCUACAAUCAUGCCAAGGACUAGAGUGCCAAAUACUGGAAACUGAGGAAGAUUUAGACGAGGAUCGGGUAAACAUAACGACAGACGGACCAUCUUCAGGUUAUCGAGACAUGUACAUUUUUUGGUCGACUAUCAAAGGUUACGCUUCAAUUCGAAACAAAAAAACCGGAUCCUGGUUUAUCCAAGCGUUCUGCGAAGAACUGGAUAAUUAUGGCGACAGUGAACACUUCCAGGACAUUUGCACCAAAGUUAAGAAAAGAGUUACAGGACAAACGUGGAAGAAAAAUGACAUGAUGAAAAUCGGUAUGACACCGAUUGAUCAUUCUACGUUAGUGCAUAAAUUUUAUUUUCCUAAACGGGUGCACUGAAUAACUUUAAAUUAUUCAAUUCGAAAAGUUUUAAAAGAUCGCCGUGUAUUUUAUACCGUGUAGGUAUAUUUUAAACUUUUUUACUACUCAGUUUAGAGUUUAUUGUUUUAAAAUUUUAUGUUUUAUAAUUUAUUGAUAAUAAUAUAUUUAAAAAUUUACAUGCA